AUGGAGCCAAUUCUGAAUAUUGAUAAGAUUCCUCAUGCACGAUGGUCACUGAGAUGUUGUGUUUGUAAUACGACCGAUGGUGCCUGUAUUCAGUGUGCUUAUGGAAAAUGUCGCGUACCAUUUCAUGUAACGUGCGCUGUUGCAGCUGGUUUCUGUCUUGAUUUUCGUCAAUCAUCUUCAAAUGAUGGUGGUUCACAAUUUGAUGCAUAUUGUUCAAAACAUUCUGAUAUUGUUCGUAAAGAGACAGGUGAUCUAUCAUCCUCACCAUCUAAGAUUCCUUACUCAAUUUAUCGACGAGAAUCAUUAAAACCAACGUGGAAAAAUGAAAUAUUAUCAACAUUUGAUAAUUAUAUUGACCGUAAACAUCUACAUCAAGAAUUAGAAUAUGAAGUGACUGUAUCGACAAUGAUCUAUGAUUAUUGGGUUAAAAAACGAAAAUAUAUGAAUAAUAAUUUACCAUUAGUUAAGCGUAUUGACUAUGUACUUGAACAACGAGAAAAUUCUGAACUAUUAUUAGGACAAAUAUCAAAUUGUUUAAAAAUAUUAAUGAAAAUGAAAGACCUUGAAAAAUGCAGUGCAAUUGUACAACAGCAAAAUGACUUAAUUUCAUUAUCAUUAUCUGAACGAUUAAAGCGUAUAAAAGAAAAAUUAAAUAUUCAUUCUCCUAUUCCUUCCGGAACUCAGUCUCCCUCUAGUUCAUCGUCAUCAAUAUCUCACAGUUAUAAACAACGUAUUUCUCUUAUACGUCGACCUCAACAACAAAUAAAAAUAGCAGCAAAACGUCGACUAUUAUCAUCAUCUUCAUUAAUAAAGAAAGAUGAACAAUCACAAGAUCAAUCAACAAAACAUGAUACAACGAAUAAAAUAAAUCGAAAAAAACAUCGACCAACCAUAUAUUAUUCAUUAAAACAAAAACAAUUGUACGCAAAUAUGAAAUCAUGUUAUGUUGGAUUGGAAAAUACAUUUACUGAUAUUGAACCAUAUACGACAUAUCUGGUGGCUCGAACAAUGGACAAUAAAGAUCAGACAAUAUUGUUACCAAAAAAUUUAGUUGCUACAAACAUAAUUAAUAUAACAGAAGACGAUAUGAUAAUGGCAACGGAGCAAACACAUUCACAGUCACAAUCACAAAGACAAACACCAACUUCACCACCCCCGCCACAACCAGUUUAUUCAGAUGUUUCCGAUGAUUCUGGCGAUGAUGAUGUUGAAUCAGCAACAAAACUAUCUUCAUCUUUAAAUAAGACAACUGUUUCACGUGGUCAACAAUACGUAAAUAGUGGAAAUGUUGUCUAUUGUUCCACCGGUGGAUUUUAG
Messenger RNA from Didymodactylos carnosus, 1317 nucleotides. Lineage: Eukaryota; Metazoa; Rotifera; Eurotatoria; Philodinida; Philodinidae. The record is from the annotation of a GenBank genome assembly.